Microcebus murinus (gray mouse lemur) is the source of this 7278-nucleotide messenger RNA. NCBI's taxonomy places the organism in Eukaryota, Metazoa, Chordata, Mammalia, Primates, Cheirogaleidae. The record is from RefSeq and is a predicted model, not a curated record.
GGUCCAACUGCUCUGAGGGUUCCAGGGUGCACUUGUAGCCCCCACUUAUAGUUCGCAUCACUAAGAAUCGAGGCCCCGGGGUGCUUUGAGCCUAGGAACCCUAAAGUUUGCUCCGAGCACACGGCCCACCUGGUGCUGUAGGCGGAUGUCCCCCUUCUCAGACCAGUCCGGGCCGGGCUGAGCACAGCUCACAACGCUGAGGGCCGAGGCCUCUGCCUGCUCCUUGGCGCCCAUUGGGUGUCUGAAAUCUGGCGGGGGCAGCCUCAUAACCGCGAGGGAAGGUAGAGGGGACUGCGCGGACUCCCCGGGCUUUGCUGGGCUACCAGGAGGCUCCCACUCCGUCCCAGCGCCCCUGGGCCGCUUGCAGCCCUGGUGCCACCGGCGACACUGCCUUUCCAUGCCAGCUUCCUGAGCCCCCGGGCUGGUCGGCGGUGGGCCCUGGGCGAAGGAUUACCCCCAAUCUUGUUUGCGCCUCCGAACCGGAGAGUGCAGUGUGCGUGCACCGAGCCCGCUCCCCUGCGCUCCCUCCCCCGCCAACUCCUCGGGAGAGCAGCCCUGAACGGAGCUGGGAGCUUGAGGGAACCCCGACUGAGCUCUUGCCCCGAGCCCCCAGUACCCCUGCGCCAAAUUCUGCGCUUCGGGCUGCAGGGCAUCCCUGCCGCGGAGAGCCUGGCGCCCUGCACCGGCCAGGGCGGGCAGGAAGCCCCCCGGAGCACCGCCAAAUACUUUUCUCCGCCAGUUGGCUUGGCCAGGCUCCGUUCCGAUGCAGUGUGUCCGAAGCCUCCAAGGAAAGCUGGCAAUGUCGUCGUAUUCUGAUCCGUGAUUAAAUUCGAACUGAGCAGACACUAAUAGGAUUAGCCUGUCCGAAAACUCGGCCCUGAGGCCGUCGGUACCUGGGCAAACGGACGCGCCUCGGGCUGGGCAUUCACUCCCGCCGCGCUCCUGCAGCUGGGUGCGGCUGAGCUGGGCACCCCGAGUGUGCGUGUCUGUGAGCCGGGCGGGAGCACAGGGUGGCUAGGGGACCUGAAGAGAAGGGACUCCCCUUGCUGGGGUGGCUUGACGUUGUUGUUUGGCCCAGAAGGAACAUCCCCAGGGCGCUGAAUCCAGGGCAAACGUGCUGUUUGCGGAUAGUAGACCAAGGCCGGCUCUGGGACAUUGUCUGCGAGGGCUAGCGAACCAAGCUUAGGAGAGGCGGCUGCGCUGGAACAAAGAGGCAAAGUCUCCCCGAACCCGAGCAAUUUGGAAAGAGUUGGCUAGGCAAGAUCAUUGGAAAAUAAAGCUGCUGAUGUGCGAGAUGGAACAUAUGGUGCCUCCAUAAGAGAGAAGCUGAAAUGGCCUUGAACCUGCUGGACAGACCAGCUGUUUGCUGCCAGCCAGACCAGCUAAUCAGCUUCUUCCUCUUAAAGUAACAGCCCUCUUUUCUCCUGAUGACCAGUUUGCAUAUUAAAUAGGAUAUUCUCCGGAAGGGAAAAGUGAUGGGCUCCUAUGUUGUUUUGUGCUUUUGUGAUUCUCCAAUGCCUGUUCCCUGCUCUGGGGGCUGCCUUGUCCUCUCCUGGUGCCUACCUUCAGUGUGUGGGUGUGUUUCCUUCAAUACUGAUGUUAGAAUGUUGCUCAAAGUGGAACUUGGGAAAGGGGAGGCAGGAAAAGCAAAAGAAAGAGAUGGGGCUGAGAGAUUUCCCUAUGACUGGGAGGAAAUCUCUCUUGUGUUCCUGCUGGCUUUGGAAAAACUAGCAGUUCUUCCAGACUUCUCCCUUUAAAAAUAUCACCAAGAAGAGCUGAAGCUCUUCCUUGCAAGAUCUCCUUAAAAAUCAUCCUCUUCUGGCCACUUUCAGUUUUCUUUCAGUACAAUGUGUUUAAGGGGGGAGAACAGUUUAACACUGGAAAAAGAAAGCCUUUAGGAGAUACAAGGAAAUUCUAUAUUAGGAACUCAUUAGCAAAGGGUGACUUUGUUUUCCUACCACUGACGCUGACAGUGACACAGAUGUGUGGUUUGAAACAGAAACGUCAUUGAAUUUUUAAACUCAACUAGGAAAUAGCCUGUUGCUGGGGUGAGGGUGGGGGCUACACAUUCACUUCAUCUUAAGAUAGGAGAUUUACUGUUGUCAAUCUUUUUCACUACAGAAGGGAUUUUUUAAAGCUUGGCCAACAUGUUUAAUAUCCUUUUUUUCCCUUUUAAAUUGAUCACCUAAAGGUUUAAAAUGCACCUGUUAAUGGAUCGUCCCUGGGAAACUUGAUUACUAGUUGGGGUUAUGAAAUGAGAAGAAACUGAUCUUAGAAAAGCGGUUCUUCUGAAAAUAGAGUUGGACUGCUCGUCUUUAAAGGGGCUUCACAUCAGCAGUCAAAAAAAUUCUGAUUUUUUUUUUCUGCAACAGUGCACUGCACAUAUCAUUAGCCUAGGAGCUGGGAAAUUUGUGUUCUAGAAAGCUCUCCCUACUAAUUAGCAGAGUGAUCUUGGGCAAGUCUAUCCUCCCUUCUUGCCCUCCACCAUGACCUCUGAGUCUGAGCCCCUUCCAGUUCUAAGCCACUAUGAUUUGUGAACAAAAUAGUCAUUUUCUGGGGAAGCGAAACACCAAGUUCCACCUUGUCAUCAGGGAAAACAGCUAGAUAGAUAAUGCAAUGGGGACGGGUGUGCUGAGAUUCUGAAGGGCAGGGAUAAGAGGAAUAACAAAUGGCAGAAGGCCCAUCAAAACAGUGUGAAAGUGGGAAGUGUUCCCUCUCUUGUGUCUUUUGCAAGUGUGAACAUCUAACCCAGACUCAAUAGACGGUGGGUGGAGACCAGGAGGUAUCCCAGAGGACCUCUUAUCCAGCCCUCCUACUGUAGCCAUCUCAGGACCUAUUGAUGGCAGGCCUCCCGAUCAGUGGGUUGGUAUAACAGGAUCUAAACUCUUUAAAGUUAUACUGACAUAUUUCCAAAAAACUCAUCUAAUGUAGAGUACAUUUGCUGCUUUGCAGUUAUUUAGCAAAGGUUUCAAGGACAAAAAGGCCUUCCAUCCACACACAUGUGCACUAGUAGGGUGUGGCUUCUGAACCUUUUCUUUUCUUUUUAGUCCAGCUGGGUGUUUUUAAAAAAUCACAUUUCCAACUUUGAUGCCACAACAGCCAUGCAAGAAUCUGCCAUUGUCCUGCUUGAUCCACAGGGAACCAUCAAGAGGAGACAAGAAGGAGACAACUUCCAGUUUCUGGGCAUGGCUGAUGGGGGUUACCCUAAUAAAAUUAAGAGGCCCUGCCUUGAAGAUGUCACUCUUGCUAUGGGCCCAAGUGCCCAUCCCAGUACCCCCUGUGCAGAGCUGCAGGUCCCUCCGUUAACAAUGCAUUCUAGCCCUGCAGAUGUAGGAGUAAGUAGCCAGUCAUUACUACUCGAGAAUAAUUCCAUGAAUGGCAGCAUUAUGGAUUCACCAUUUGUGGUGCCACCAACUGCAGAAAUGGGGCUGAAAGGGCCCACCGUUCCUUACUGUGAGAAAAUCAACAGCAUGCCAGCUGUAGACCAAGAACUUCAAGAUCUGCUGGAGGAGCUAACGAAAAUUCAAGAACCUUCUCAGAAUGAGCUGGAUCUUGAGAAGAUACUGGGAAGCAAGCCAGAAGAGCCACUGGUCUUAGAUCAUCCCCGGGCAACUCUAGGCACGACUCCCAAGCCUUCGGUUCAGAUGCCGCACUUGGAGAGCCUUGCUUCUGGCAAGGAGUAUGCCUCCAGUUGCAGCCAAGUCGCUGGCAUAUCACUUCAAAUCCCACCCUUCUCCACAGGGAUCAACUAUUCCAUUCCUUCCACUAGUAAGCAGAUGGUCUCACCCAGUUCUACAACAGCACAGGCCAAGAACCAGGUCCAGGCCAUGCUCCCUGCCACUUUGCCCCCACUUCCAGUGCCUAAAUGGCAUCAUGCCCACCAGCUGAAGGCGUUGGCAGCCAGCAAGCAGGGAUCUGCUACAAAGCAGCAAGGGGCAACUCCCAGUUGGUCUGGUCUGCCUCCUCCAGGCCUCUCUCCACCUUACCGCCCAGUGCCAUCACCUCACCCACCACCGCCGCCACCUCCACCACCACCAUUCAGCCCUCAGAGCCUCAUGGUGUCCUGCAUGUCAUCCAGCAACUUGCCAGGCAGCACUGUCCAAGGCUCUCCCAAUGCCUUACUCUCAAGCCUGGCGUCUAGCAGCAAUGCUACCCUGGGGCCCGCCAUGCCCUAUCCCCCUGAGAAGCUCCCCAACCCCGCUCUCACACAGCAGCCGCAGUUCAGCCCGCAGAGCUCUAUUCUUGCCAACCUCGUGUCCUCUACCAUCAAAAACCCUCAAGGACACCUGAUGUCUGCUCUACCCACCAGCAACCCUGGUCCAUCGCCACCCUAUCGCCCAGAGAAGCUCUCAAGCCCAGGCCUGCCACAGCAGUCCUUCACCCCACAGUGCUCGCUUAUCCGGAGCCUCACACCCACCAGCAGCCUGCUCAGCCAGCAGCAGCAGCAACAACAGCAGCAGCAGCAGCAGCAAACAAACGCAAUCUUCAAGCCCGUGACCUCCAACUCAUCCAAAAACCUUAGCAUGAUCAUGCAGCAGGGGAUGGCUGGCUGUGGCCCAGGAGCCCUGGAACCAUUUACUUUUGGCAACACCAAGCCCUUGUCCCAUUUUGUUUCUGAGCCAGGCCCCCAGAAGAUGCCCCCCAUGCCUGCCACCUCUAGGCAGCCUUCCAUUCUCCACUACCUGCAGCAGCCGACGCCCACACAGGCCUCCUCUACCACUGCCUCCUCUACCACCACUGCCACCCUGCAGCCACCACAGCAGCCUGACCAUUCUUCAUUCCUCCUGCAGCAGAUGAUGCAGCCCCAAUGCUUUCAGCGACCAUUGGCCUCAGAUUCCAUGCCUGCGCUGCCCAGACAGGCCUGUUGCCAUCUGUUUGCAUGGACUUCUGCAGCUAGCUCGGUGGAGCGCCCACAUCAGCACUGGAACUCUUACACUAGCAGGCAAGAUCCUCACCCUGGAGACGUGGCACCAUCUAACAUUCAAGAGAAACAGAGAUCAGGUCUUAUGGCAAUGACCCCUGAACAGCAGAGUGCAUAUAUCGCCCAACAGAUGAGUCAAUUUCAAGCCGUCCAAGAACAAGUCACCUCCAAGUGUAGCCAGACCAAGGCAAGCCCCUCAUCCAGCCAGCACAUGAUGCCACCCCAAACUGGACUCCUUCAGAAAAAUCUAAGUCCAGGAAUGAUCCCACCUACCAGGCACCAGAGCCAUGAGGACGCGGGCAUGAUCUCACCAACUACAGGGAAGCAGCGUGGAAUUUUCAACUCCAGCCCCCAGUUUCCCAUACCCACACGUUCUGGCCAGAACCUCCUGAGCAGUCUUGGCUCUGUCUGCCGGCAUAUGCAGAAUCCCAAGGCCAACCCCCCGGGAGUGCCCCUGCCUGGGUUCUGUCCCAGCCUUCUGGGAAGACAGGCCCUGAGUCCCCACCAGCUCAGACAGCCCAGUGUGCCAACAAUGCCCACUGUGUUCAACAAUGCCGGAUGGGUCGCAGUGGCAGCAGCUGUGACCACAGCAGUUUUGAGGGAACCACACCCAAACCAAGCAGAUAAUAGCAUUCAGCAGCAUUUUGAUAGCAACUUAAUCUUUGCCAAGGCACCUAUGAGAGUGCCAUCCAUAGCCCCAGCAUUCCUGUCGCAGCAGGCAGUUGUACCCCCCAAUCAGAUGGCCCUAGGAGGCAGGCCUGGCCAGAAGUUGAGUCCUGCCCUGGCCAACUCUAGCUUCAGCUUGCUGGGCAACCAAAGCCUCAGGCAGAGCCCAGUGCGGGGCCCGGUGCCUGUACUGAGCACUACGAAGUCCCUCCAGCAGGGCAUGGCCAGCUUCCAUCCCAUGAGUCCCAUACAAGGCAUUGAGCCGCCAAGCUAUAUGGCUGCUGCUGCUGCUGCCGCUGCUGAUUCUGCCAUCACUGCUAGCCAGUUCCCAAGUCCAUUCAACAGAAUGAGUACUCCCCUUGAGCUGCCACCCAACAACGUUUUGCUGCAGCCCCAGCUGCCGCUAUGCGAUCUGAUUUCACCACCUAACUGCAGUGAGGUGGAUUUCAUUGAAGGUCUCUUGAAAGGCUCCAGCGUGAGCCCAGGUGAAGACUGGGUGUACAACUUGAGGCUGAUCGAUGACAUUUUGGAACAGCAUGCUGCUGCCCCAAAUGCCACAGCCCAGAAUGCUGGCCAACUCCCCCAGAAUGCUGGGGAGCUUUAAAUCUGAGCAGGCUGCCCAUAGAAGCCCCCAUGUUGGCAUUACUAGGGAGUGGCAUGAGCCAUAGCAAAUUCACACCUGGCCUCAGACAGCUGCAGUUGUCUCCUCAUUACCAUUUGAGUGGCACAGGCCCAUGCCCAUCCUUCUCUCUACCUGUGACAAAAUGGAAAGCUGGUGAUUUUUCAAGCUACUUAUACAUAUUUGAAAAUUUUGUAAAUGGUUUUCCUAAACAUUAAUGACAGAAGUAUUUAUACUUCAUUUUGUGACGUUGUAAAUAAAGUGACAGCUUUUGUUUCAGUAGAGUUGUGUUUAUUACACAUUGUUACAAAUAUGCAGACUGUGUUGUUCACUCCAGUGAUACCUUGUUGAGCUAGAUGGCUAAGUUGCUUAUGAUUUUUAUGCAAUGAGCGAUGUGGAUGUGACCAAGAGGUGUUGGGCAAACUGACAAAUGCCAAAUAGAAAACCACUUGGCCAUUUAUUUCCAUUUUCACUAAAAAUUCCAUCGCCUUGUGUGGUUCUUAAUUUCUUUUGCAAACCUUUCAGUCUCCGCUAGCUCUUUCCUAAUGAGCAUUUACAGAAGAAACCGUUUUUUGUCCUUAAGUGCCCCGCAGAGACACUUUGCCAAGAGGCUGAGAGUUUCUUACAUCUGGGAGUGGCGCAGAGACAGCGCAAGCCGAGCACUGAGCCCUCCCCUGGAGGAACUAGAGCGCCCUCCUACCUUUAUGGUUCAGGCAGAGAGAAGGUGCCAGCUUAUCCUUGCAGGAUAAAGGCAAGCUGGUCCUGGGUUAAAGCCUUUCAGUAUUUGUUUUGAUAUAAGGCUCUGUGGCUUGGGAAAAACAUCUGUAAACAUUAAAAGUUGAUUUGGGGCUUGUCUUUGAUGGUUUCUAUCUGCAAUUAUUGUCAUGUAUAUUUAAAUGUCCGUUAUAGAAACCCACACCCACUGUCCUGUAAACUUUUCUCAGUGUCCAGACUUUGUGUAAUCACAUUUUAAUUGCCACAUUGUAUUUUGCUUCUACAUUUGAAAUCUGGCAUCUGUUUCCAGCCAGUGUGUUUUUUCUUUGUUCUGUAAUAAACAGCCAGGAGAAAAGUG